Messenger RNA from Schistocerca gregaria, 5057 nucleotides. It is a transcript of the gene Vha100-2, whose product is annotated as V-type proton ATPase 116 kDa subunit a 1. The coding region runs from base 540 to 3080 and encodes 846 amino acids. Gene Ontology annotation, cellular component: vacuolar proton-transporting V-type ATPase, V0 domain; plasma membrane; vacuolar proton-transporting V-type ATPase complex. The record is from RefSeq and is a predicted model, not a curated record. NCBI's taxonomy places the organism in Eukaryota, Metazoa, Arthropoda, Insecta, Orthoptera, Acrididae. Gene Ontology annotation, biological process: vacuolar acidification; proton transmembrane transport. Gene Ontology annotation, molecular function: proton-transporting ATPase activity, rotational mechanism; ATPase binding. The transcript has 19 exons.
AGUUGGGCGACUGUGGCGCUGCAGCGGCCAAGGGUGUAAACAGCUGGAGCGCGGGGUCCUCAGUUGUGAUGUGGGUACGGUGCUAGACGUUUGGCCACGUGCGUACGCCGCGUGUGUUCUGUUGUGUUUAUAUUUUGCUCCGUUACUGCAUUUGCCAUCAGACCGUGAUUAAGAGAGCCGCUGCCCCCUGUCUCUAUUACAGUACAACACGGGUUUCGAAUGUAACGAACGGGGCCGCGUCACUUAACAUCACUCUACCUAAUUCUUGAUCCAAGCUCGGUGGUGAUAGAGAGGUCUCGACGGCAGUCCUUGGUGUUGCAACUGUUUGUUGUCAUAACAUCUGAAGCAGGUUGCUGACUGCGUCUGCUUCAGCCGCCCCCGCAGCAACAGGUGCCUGUCGCGGCCGAUAAGGCGUCACGUGGUCCCAGGAACCGGCCGGUAGGCGAUUGCGCGCCCGGCGCAGGUCUCAAGGCGCCUCUAGUUCGCUGCUUGGCGCUGCCGCGCUACCACGUCCCGGUGUAAGCGCGUACUCCGCAGCCAUGGGGGCAAUGUUCCGCAGCGAGGAGAUGGCCCUCUGCCAGCUCUUCAUCCAACCAGAAGCCGCCUACCCUUCCGUCUCCGAGCUCGGUGAACUGGGCAUUGCACAAUUCCGGGACCUCAACAAUGACGUAAACGCCUUUCAGCGCAAAUUCGUCAAUGAGGUGCGUCGCUGCGACGAACUGGAACGCAAAUUACGAUACAUUGAGGCUGAAAUCGUCAAAGAUGGAGUAUCUGUCCCAGAAAUUGAUGAAAUACCCAAGGCACCGAACCCCAGGGAGAUCAUUGACCUUGAGGCAAAUCUGGAGAAGACAGAGAAUGAAAUAAUGGAGCUGAGUCAGAAUGCAGUAAACCUAAAGCUAAACUUUUUGGAGUUGACAGAGAUGCGACAUGUACUGGAGAAGACAGAGGGCUUCUUCACAGAACAGGAGGGCGUUGGAGCUUCUGACUCACUGACCAGGGCUCUCAUCCAGGAGGAGAGCUCCACACAAGCUGGAGCAAGUGCAUCAGCCAGGGGCAGACUAGGGUUUGUUGCUGGAGUUGUGCCAAGAGAACGGGUCCCAGCAUUUGAACGAAUGCUCUGGAGGAUAUCACGUGGCAAUGUAUUUUUGCGUCAAGUUGGGCUGGAUCAACCUCUAGAUGAACCAAAUACAGGCAACUCUGUAUAUAAAACAGUUUUUGUGGCUUUUUUCCAAGGUGAGGAACUGAAGUCUCGAGUAAAGAAGGUGUGUGCUGGUUUCCAUGCAUCUCUGUACCCCUGUCCAAGUGUCGCAGGUGAGCGUGCAGACAUGCUGGCUGGUGUUCGCACACGCCUUCAGGAUCUCACACUGGUUCUCAACCAGACACAGGACCACAGGCAACGAGUGUUAGUAGGUGUGGCUCGAGAAUUAAACAACUGGAUGGUAAUGGUACGCAAAAUGAAAGCUAUCUACCAUACUCUGAAUAGUUUCAAUAUGGAUGUAACGAACAAGUGCCUUAUUGCGGAGUGCUGGGUACCUGUGAGUGACCUCCCAAAGCUGAGGAAAGCACUUCAAGAUGGUUCAAAAGCCUGUGGCAGUUCAAUUCCAUCUUUCCUCAAUGCAAUUGAAACAUCAGAAACGCCACCAACAUUCAACAGAACAAAUAAAUUCACUGCAGGUUUCCAGAACCUAAUUGAUGCAUAUGGAGCAAUAAGUUACCAGGAGCUUAACCCAGCUUUAUACACAAUCAUCACUUUUCCAUUCCUGUUUGCCAUAAUGUUUGGUGAUGCUGGACAUGGCCUUAUCAUGUUUGCAUUUGGACUGUAUAUGGUUUUAACAGAGAAGAAACAUAUGAAACAGAAGAGUACUAAUGAGAUCUGGAACAUCUUUUUUGCUGGUCGUUACAUCAUACUUCUAAUGGGUACAUUUUCAAUGUACACUGGGUUAAUCUACAAUGAUUUCUUCUCCAAAUCAGUUAAUAUUUUUGGUAGCAAUUGGAAUGUGUCUUAUGAUGAAUCAACUCUCAAAGCAAAUCAUGAACUUCAGCUAAGUCCCAAAAAUGAUUAUGGUGAUUCUAUAUACCCCCUAGGAAUGGAUCCUGCUUGGCAGCUGGCUGAAGCAAACAAGAUCAUGUACCUGAACUCAUAUAAAAUGAAGUUAUCUAUAAUAUUUGGAGUUCUUCACAUGAUAUUUGGAGUGUGCCUUAGUGUAGUGAAUCAUGUGCAUUUUCGGAAGCGAAUCAAUAUUGUCUUGGAAUUUCUACCUCAAGUUCUCUUCCUCGUUCUGUUAUUUGGAUACCUGGUCUCUCUCAUGUUUGUGAAGUGGGUUGUAUACAGUGCAAAGAACGAGCUGCUGACAAGUGAGCACUGUGCACCAAAUGUGCUUAUCACAUUUAUCAAUAUGCUGCUUUUCAAGCAAGCAGAGCCAUUGUGCAAUAGUGAGGGCAAAGACUGCUGCAACAUAUAUAUCUUUGAGAGUCAAGGAACAGUGCAGCAAAUUAUGGUGUUUGUUGCACUUCUUUGUGUCCCAUGGUUGUUACUGGCGAAACCACUAUACAUUAUGUGUUCUCGUAAGAAAAGCAGACAGCAGGUGUCAGCAUCUGAGAAUGGUGAUGUAAAUCAAGGCAUUGAACUGCGUCAGGAAAAUGAGGAGGUUGGGGCAGUUACUCCAGCAGAUGGGCAUGAUGGCCAUGGAGAAGAUGAUAUGACUGAAGUUUUCAUUUACCAGUCCAUACAUACUAUAGAGUAUAUUCUCAGCACUAUCUCUCACACAGCUUCAUAUCUGCGACUAUGGGCUCUGUCACUUGCACAUUCUCAACUUUCUGAAGUGCUGUGGACAAUGGUCCUGCGGAUGGGACUGACAGCAGAAGGCUAUACCGGUGCAAUUAUUCUCUACAUUAUGUUCCUAGCUUGGUCUUUCCUCACUGUUGCCAUUUUGGUUUUGAUGGAAGGUCUUUCAGCAUUUCUUCACACACUAAGGCUCCACUGGGUGGAAUUCAUGAGCAAGUUUUAUUCUGGUGCUGGGUACCUUUUUGCCCCAUUUUCAUUCAAAAAUAUUUUAGAGCAAGAUGAUAAUGAACAGUAGUGUUCACUAUGAUAUAGAAAUGGUAUUGUAUAUAGUGUUAGAUAUGUGUAAAAUAUGUAUUUAUUAAGAACCAUGUAAUAUAGUAAUUAAGUACGAAAACAGAUGAUAUUGGGAUGGGUAGUGAAAAAGUCGCUUGGUUUUUAAAAUGUAAGACAUGAUAAUUGACAUACUGUACAACAACAAGAAAAAUUAAUAAAUUUUAACAUUAGUGCUCUUAGCUGAAAGAGAGUUAAAGAAAGGUAUACACAAAAAAGAAAAGAAUACAUCACUGAUAGUUAUUAUUUCCAUUUCCAAUUUGAAAGCUGAUGUUCAGAUUGUUUUUCAGCCCCACACAAUGUAUUUAUUUACGUAGUUUAUAAUAUUCAUCUCCUUCAGUUACAGUAAUUUUACACUUAUUUCCUUCACAUUCACGCUGCUGCGUAGAAUUGGUUUUCAAAUCCUUUACGUGAUGUGUCAUAUUAAGCUCAUCUAACUUUGCAGGCUCUUUCAUAAAUCUGUUCUCCUGAGAGAAAGAGUAAAUAUAUAUUUUACAUUAUUGCAAGUUGUUUUUUAUUCUGACAUGGAUUUAAAUGAAUUUUGAAAAUCUAAGAGUAGUUUUUAUUUCUUUUAUUAAAAUAUCAUGUAUGCUGUCCCAAUAGGGAUUCUAAAAGACUGUUAUACAUUUCUGCUGUCAUGUACUAUAUGAAUCAUCUUCCCAGAUUUUCACAUUGGAUAUAUUUAUAUACAAAAUGCAUUUUAGGAAUGAAUCUCACUGUUCUACAGAACAGAAGACAAAUGGAAAUAGUCAGAAAUCAUAAUGCUGUUUUAAUAGAAGCAUGAAAAUCAUUUUAUGAUAGGAGUAAUUCAUUUCCUGUAUUGGGGAAUAUUUGUAAAUAAUAUUCUCAUUUUUAAGUGACAAAAAUAUUAUUCGUCUAUGUAAAUACAUAUUUUAUUGGUUAUGUGUAGAUUUUAUUCACUCAUAAGAAAAAUGAUGUGAUAAAAUUGCUAUAUGAAUAUUUAAACAGAGUUUUAUACUGAAAAUAUGGAAAAAAAGUAGUUUGCAGUAUUACUUGGCAACAAAUCCGAAUAAAAUCUGCUUGUAUAAUUACAUACUAGAAGUAGUUACUAAGGAGAAUGGAAAACUACAAUAUGGCAAGUAUUAUAUGAUUUCCCAAAUUUCUUUUUCAAAAUAUGGAAAGAAACUGCAGCAGUCCAAUCCACUUAAGAAGUGAAAAGGUUCAUGAAUUGUUUUCUUAUUGUUCUGGUAAUGUGUAACAGUCCUAGAUUAACAUGAGAUUUUAACACUGAAUUGUUUGAUAAACAAUGUCUUUUUUGUUUCAAAUGUUGAAUUCUUCAUAACAUAUUAACUGUAUUCUCUCUGACAUUGCAUGAGCCCCAAGUAUUGUCCAAUUAUGCAGAUACUUCUAUACCAUAGCAUUUUAUAUUCUUUUAACAUCACAUCAGAGAUGGUUAUUUGAGAGAUGCCUCUGUUUCCAGUUUAGUCAUACUGUAUCUUUGUUGGACAAAUUUUGCUCUUGCUGCUAUCCAGGUUGCCUGUUUCUUUAAAUGUUCAUUGUGUUUGCGAAGUAUUACUCAGUAUAGUACAGUAUUGUUAACAUUUGAAAGACAUAAAACCUACAAUGGUUUGCCAUAAGUGAUGCCAUUCACUAUGUAUAUCUCUCUGUGUGUGUGUGUGUGUGUGUGUGUGUGUGUGUGUGUGUGUGUGUGUGUGUUUAUGUAUAAAGUUGUGAAAAAGAGGAAAGAGAUAAUGUUGUAAAGAUGUAUUAGUUUCCAACAAAUAUUUUCUAUGUGCAUGUAUUUUUAUAAAAAUACAACAGAAGCAAUUAUGUUUUAAAAUUAACUAAAUGGCAGUGUAAAAAAAAGAAAAAUAAAUAUUGUGAUGAGUGAUCAUUUUGCUUAGGAGUUGUGGUUUUUGGAAAUUGUAGACAACUUAGUGAAGGUCACAAAUGUGCAAAUAAAGCAACUGUGAUACCUGUA